Toxorhynchites rutilus septentrionalis is the source of this 688-nucleotide messenger RNA. RefSeq names its product CD63 antigen-like. Lineage: Eukaryota; Metazoa; Arthropoda; Insecta; Diptera; Culicidae. The record is from RefSeq and is a predicted model, not a curated record. Gene Ontology annotation, cellular component: membrane. The transcript has a single exon. The annotation marks the transcript as partial.
UUUAACCUUUACUUCCAGUACUUCCUGUGUGGUUUUCUGUUGUUCGUAGUUCUCUUCGUAGGUUGCAUCCUCGGGUACGCCUUCCGAGGCCGAGCUGUGGAAUCUCUCAAAGAGAACCUAUACGAGGCGAAGUUUGAUUACGGACGGCGACGCAUCAUAACCGUAUCCUGGGAUAUGGUUCAGGAAGAUCUUCAGUGCUGCGGUGUAACCGGGUUUCUCGAUUGGCACGAGCGGAUCCCGGACUCAUGCUGCCAGGACGAUUAUGGUGGCCGGAAGCGUCCCUGCCAACAGUUGCAGACUUCGUUGACGAUCUUCAAGAACGGCUGCUUGGAUGUCGUCACCCGAGAGCUGCUCAAGAAUGCUAGCAUCCUGGGAGCGGCUGGAAUGGGGCUGGCUCUGGCGUUAAUCCCCGGUAUCGUGAUGGCUUACUACAUGCUGGCGACACUUUGAGGUCGUUUUUAUGCUUUUUUGCGCAUUGAGAGGUGAAUCAACGGCAAUCUAUUGGUUAUAUAAUCGAGUCAUUUCAUGGGAAUUGAUAUGAGCUCAAAUCGCUUAUAUCGUUGUUCAAAUAAAUAUUAUAUCGAUAGUAUAAGUUAAGUAAAAUAGCCAUAUUUGCGAGUUAUUCGUAGUGCAUGUUGUUCGUAUCCCGUGCAAAAAUAUAAAAAAAAUAAAUAAAUUUGAAAAUGCU